AUGCGAAUAAAAGAAGGAAAGGUAAAAUACGAAAAAGCUUUAGCACAUGAUAAUAAAGAGAAUCAUAAACAUGUCAUUAAAACUGCAAGUGAAAAGUUUAAAACAGCAAACAAUAAUUCUAUGGAAAAGCCUAAUUGGUUGGAAAUUAAGAAGCAAAAGAAAGAACUUAAAGAAAAAUAUAAAACAAAACGACUGAACAAUAUUUAUGAUAUAACAAAUAUGGCUAAACAGAUUGGUGAAAAGUUACGUAGAUCUGAUUGUACAAAAGUGGAACGUAAAAAAUUAAUUUCAAAGUGGAUGCUAAAGUAUUGUGAUCCAGAGAUACAACAAGCUAUUUAUCAAGAACUACAACCUUCACUUGUGUUUAUGAUUCAGUCAAAAUAUGCAAAGAAUUGUGUUAAAACCAUGUUGAAAUAUGGAUCUCAAGAGAUGAAACAUAAAAUUGUUUCUUCUUGUUAUGAUAGAGCAGAAAUAAUUGUAAUGCUAAGAGAUUCAGUAGUGGAACUAUCUCAAACAAAACUUGGUUCAAAGGUUGCUGCACUAUGCAUAUGGCAUGGUACAAACAAGGAUAGAAAAUUUAUUAUGAAAGCUCUUAAGGAUAAUGUAAAGACUGUUUCAAUAUCUGAGCAUGGAUAUUUAAUAUUACUAGCAUUAUUUGAUUCAGUAGAUGAUAUUGUCCUUAUGAAGAAAAUUAUACUCUUAGAAGUAGAACGUGAUUUGACAGAUAUAGCAGUAAAUGAUAAUGGAAAGCAUGUAAUUUUGUACUUAGUAGCUAGAAGGAAUUCUCAUUAUUUUCCUCCUAGUAUAGUCAAAUUUUUAGAACAAGGAGACAACAAUGCAACAAGUAAAAAGCCAGCCAAUAUUAGAGAAAAAGAACUUCUUGAUUCAAUUUAUGAUUCACUUAUACAAACUAUAACUUUGAAUACCACAAUUUGGAUGUCUAAUAGUUCCAUAGCAAUGGUAACAUUAGCAAUACUGAAAAUAGGCACUGGAAAAAAAUUGAAAAAAGCUUUUAAAUCUGUCGUUAAAUUUAUCACAAAUUCAGAAUCAAAAAUUAAAGAAGGAAAUUGUGAAUAUAUACCGGUUGAACACGCUGGAUUACACAUGAUGUUGAAAAAACUUAUACAGAAUGAUAAAGAAUUGCAAGAAAAAAAUGAAAUUAAUGUUCAAAUCGAGGAUUAUUCAAGGUACAUAAUAAUAUAA
Messenger RNA from Habropoda laboriosa, 1203 nucleotides. It is a transcript of the gene peng, whose product is annotated as pumilio homolog 3. Gene Ontology annotation, molecular function: mRNA binding. Gene Ontology annotation, cellular component: nucleolus. The record is from RefSeq and is a predicted model, not a curated record. The coding region runs from base 1 to 1203 and encodes 400 amino acids. Lineage: Eukaryota; Metazoa; Arthropoda; Insecta; Hymenoptera; Apidae. The transcript has 5 exons. Gene Ontology annotation, biological process: regulation of translation.